GCGCGCUGUCCGCGUGCGACGGCGAGGCGCUUGGCGGUCGGUCGCGGAGGGGUGAGGCCCGCGGUCGCGCAGCGUCGGCCGUCCGCCGCCCCGCCCCAGGCCGUGGAGCUGCUCCGUGCGGGCGGCGGGAGCUCCGAGACGCCGCGCCUGGCGCACAGGGCCCGGCGCACGCCGGCUGCGCCAUGGUCCAGCUCUCUACUCUCCUCUGCAGAGCCUACCACGGAGGCCACUUAACCAUCCGCCUUGCCCUGGGCGGCUGUACCAACCGGCCUUUCUACCGCAUCGUGGCUGCUCACAACAAGUGUCCCAGGGAUGGCCGUUUUGUGGAGCAGCUGGGCUCCUAUGAUCCACUGCCCAACAGUCAUGGAGAGAAACUCGUUGCUCUCAACCUGGAACGGAUCCGGCAUUGGAUCGGCUGUGGAGCCCACCUCUCUAAGCCUGUGGAAAAGCUUCUGGGUCUUUCAGGCUUUUUCCCUCUGCAUCCCAUGAUGAUCACAAAUGCUGAGAGACUGCGACGGAAACGAGCACGAGAAGUCCUCUUAGCCACUCAGAAAACAGAUACAGAGGCUAUAGAAACAAAAUCAAUCUGACUUCAGUGAGCAGUGGGAACAAGGUCAAAGUCCUCUUAAAACACCUGUGCAGAGCUCUUAAUUUUAUCAGAUUUAGAGGUCAAUAAAUGGAGUUUUUUAAGUCA
Ceratotherium simum simum (southern white rhinoceros) is the source of this 694-nucleotide messenger RNA. It is a transcript of the gene MRPS16, whose product is annotated as mitochondrial ribosomal protein S16. The record is from RefSeq and is a predicted model, not a curated record. Gene Ontology annotation, molecular function: structural constituent of ribosome. Lineage: Eukaryota; Metazoa; Chordata; Mammalia; Perissodactyla; Rhinocerotidae. Gene Ontology annotation, cellular component: ribosome; mitochondrial small ribosomal subunit. Gene Ontology annotation, biological process: mitochondrial translation.